AAUAUAUGGUAUUUAAUGGGUGCAAGAACAAUUUUUCUUUCCUACUUGAAAAUUGAAAAUGACUUUUUAGCCAACCUUUCUUGGGGAGAAAAAGACCUCAGUGGUUCAAUAGCAGCCCCAGAUGUCAAAUUAAACCUUGGGGGAGAUUUUAUUAAAGAAUCUACAGCCACUACAUUUCUGAGACAAAGAGGAUAUGGAUGGCUUUUGGAAGUUGAAGAUGAUGAUCCAGAAGAUAACAAGCCACUCUUGGAAGAAUUGGAUAUCGAUCUGAAGGAUAUUUACUACAAAAUCCGAUGUGUUUUGAUGCCAAUGCCAUCACUUGGUUUUAAUAGACAAGUGGUGAGAGACAAUCCUGACUUUUGGGGUCCUCUGGCUGUUGUCCUUUUCUUUUCCAUGAUAUCAUUAUAUGGACAGUUUAGGGUGGUAUCAUGGAUUAUAACUAUUUGGAUAUUUGGUUCACUAACUAUUUUCUUACUGGCCAGAGUUCUUGGUGGAGAGGUUGCAUAUGGCCAAGUUCUUGGAGUUAUAGGAUAUUCAUUACUUCCUCUCAUUGUAAUAGCCCCUUUACUUUUGGUGGUUGGAUCAUUUGAAGUGGUGUCUACACUUAUAAAACUGUUUGGUGUUUUUUGGGCUGCCUACAGUGCUGCUUCAUUGUUAGUGGGUGAAGAAUUCAAGACCAAAAAGCCUCUCCUGAUUUAUCCAAUCUUUUUAUUAUACAUUUAUUUUUUGUCCUUAUAUACUGGAGUAUGAUCUAAGUCACAUGUGAGUAGAAAAAGACAAUGUUACCUUUGCGUGAAGGUUGGGAAUUCUUGCUGAAUGGAUUGAAGAAAAGCUGUUGCUGAUAAAAUUUUACAUGUUCCAGAUAUAAAGAGAGGUUUAAGGCUUUUUUAAAACAAUAUUUUGUUUUUGGAUUUAAUUAAGCAAUUGCAGUUAUCUGGAUUUUUUUUUUCUCAGAAUUCUAAAUUCUGUUUGAUUCUUCAUAUUCCAGUCAAUAAAAUAUAAAAGCAUUGUGUUUUUAAGGUUGUGUUGCUAUUCUCCUAAAAAUUUGUGCCCAAAGCACCUGGAAUGGUAAUUACACUUCACUUAAAGGGUAAAUAUGACAACAUCCUGAUAAUCUAAAAGUGCAAUUUUUUUCUUUAAAGGAUUUCUCUUCACUGUAGAUCUUGUAGAUUUAUAUUUAUAUUUAUACAUAUAUAUUUAUGAAAUAAUUCUUAUUAACAAAAUAUAUUUCUGAAUAGCGAAAAAUGAAGAUAUUUUAAAUCUGAUGCUUAAAAUUUUUUUCAAUUUGGCCAUUAAUCUUUUUAUUUAUAAAUUUAAAUUUGUUUUUUAAUUAAUUUUAAAAUCUCAUACAUGUUUCAGUAUGUCCUUGUUAAAAUUCUUAAUAAUAACAACUAAAACUAAUUUUAACAUAUGUUGAUAUAGAUUUGGUUUGUUUGGGUGUUUUUAAAAACCAUUUUUUAAUAUCUAUACAUUAAAAGUUUCUGUUUAUCUUCUGACCAAAGGAGCAAAAGGUAUAAUGGAUAUGACAUUCAUUAAAAUUAUUAAUAUGUAGAAAAGCAGUAAUAUUUAUAGCAUCAGUAAAUGUUUUUAAGUGGUAUUCCUAAGUCAUAAAAGUUGCUUGAAAGAGACCUUUAAAAUCUUGUGGUCCUAAAAAAUGUUACAUGAAGUAGAAAAAAAUAAGUGCUUCCUAGCUGUUUGUUUUGUGUUCUAACACCUUGUCCUGUAUUACUUGAUAUUUUAACAAGUAUCAGGCACUCUAACAGAUGUACAAUAUUUCCUAAGGGGGGAAAUAGUAAUAAAUUUUAGCUAGUGAAAUUUUUGUUGCAAAUAACUUCAUAGACUUUAUAUCUACCUUUAGUUAAUAUUACCUUGUAAAGUAGAUAAAAUAUUUAUGUUCAUAAAAUAGCAAAUGCCUAACUAUUAGCAAAUUGUAUUUGUUCUGUUCUGAGCUGAAAGAGUUAACUGCUGCCCUCAGUAUGAUAACAUGGCCACCUCUUGGUAUGUUUUCCUUCAGCGAUCUUUUCCAUCAGGAAAUAUCCAGCAAUUCUGAACUAGCCUGUAAAUUAGCAAGAUAUCAAGCCCAUCUCUCUCCCUUUUACCCUCUCUCCCUUGAAAAAA
Molecule: messenger RNA, 2118 nt
Organism: Myotis davidii
Lineage: Eukaryota; Metazoa; Chordata; Mammalia; Chiroptera; Vespertilionidae
Gene: YIPF4
Product: Yip1 domain family member 4
Exons: 6
Coding region: 16-750 (244 amino acids)
Biological process (GO): endoplasmic reticulum to Golgi vesicle-mediated transport; vesicle fusion with Golgi apparatus
Cellular component (GO): trans-Golgi network; membrane
Source: RefSeq, a predicted model, not a curated record